AUGGACAGCACCGAGAUUUUCGAUCUGGCUAGCGAAUGCUACAAGCUCUUUCGAGAGACCUUCCCCGAGGAUACGCUACCUCCGGAUGCCCAGAUGCCACUAUACCGCGCCCUUUUCCAUUGCCGGUCACGAUUCGAGACCUGGGCUGGCUACACGAAUGCAUUGGAAAACGGCGAGGAUUCUUUGGACAAACAACUUGAGUUCAGUCCUGCAGAUGACUUGCAGAUUGUGACUUGGUGUCUGGUUGCGACGCGCAUGGAAGAAGUGCAACGCGUACCGAAAAAUCCCAAGCUGCGAACCAUCCAUGAGGCUAUGGAUAGGCUACAACGGGCGUCGGACACAAAACUAAGGGACAAAGACGGCUUCGACAGAGUUGCGGCCGCGGUCGUCAAGGGCGCAUACCCUGAUCUGCCUGAGACACUAGUCCAACAGCUAGGCUCAUCUAUCGCACGCAGGCGUGCUCGCUUACUCCGUCAGAGGAAGCAUCAGCACGACCUUGAUCUCCAACGACAACAGGGUUACGACGCACAGACUGUGGCGGCCGAGGACACCAAAAGUGUUGCGCAGGCACAAGAUAAGAUGAUGGCUGCUCUGGAGAAAUUGUCUGUCACCGAGCAUCCUGUGUUGGAGCCGAAGAAGCUAUCGGAUGAUGCUUCGACACAGCAGAAGGUCGGAUCCAAGGUCUGGUACUGCGACCUGCAUCUAGACGAGGAAGUACAUGUAAUGCACGAGACAUUCCAAAGUGAAGAAUCUCUCCGCCAGCAUCUGAAGGAUGACCAUAGAGAUCUUCCGCCGCUGGAGAUUGAUACUAAGGUCCGACGGAACACUAGGCGCCCAUCUCGAUCGUGGGAUAUUUGCUUGUUCUGUGGCUUCGACGCCGGCGCCAAAGUAGAUCCGGACAAUGAAUGUGGAGCAGAGAAGGAGUCGAGCACAAGGUAUGCUGGACUUAGAGCGCGGAAGGCUAGAGAUAUGGCUAGGCUGGUACUUUGGAACCACAUUGCCCAGCAUCUCAAGAGUCUAGCUUUCAUAUCGCUGAGAUGGUGCGAAGAUAAGAAGGUCAAUGCCGAGGGGGUUGAUGUAAAGACGAAUGCUGCGUCGAGGGGAGGAUCUAGCGAAGACGAGGAAGCGGCAUCGGUGGCGGGGCAGUGA
Alternaria triticimaculans is the source of this 1149-nucleotide messenger RNA. RefSeq lists its product as uncharacterized. The record is from RefSeq and is a predicted model, not a curated record. Bases 1 to 1149 code for a protein of 382 amino acids. Lineage: Eukaryota; Fungi; Ascomycota; Dothideomycetes; Pleosporales; Pleosporaceae. The transcript has 4 exons.